AAUCUCUAGCUCGCUCGCUCUCCCUCUCCCCGGGCCGUGGAAAGGAUCCCACUUCCGGUGGGGUGUCAUGGCGGCGUCUCGGACUGUGAUGGCUGUGGGGAGACGGCGCUAGUGGGGAGAGCGACCAGGAGGCCCCCCUCCCCUCCCCCGGGUCCCCCUUCCCCCGCCCCCCUCCCCCCAGCCUCCUUGCCAACGCCCCCUUCCCCUCUCCCCCUCCCGGCUCGGCGCUGACCCCUCAUCCCCACCCCCGUGGGAACGUUCGGAGCCUGCACUCCUCAGACCCUCUCGUCUCCUCUUCCCUCACCUCAGCCCCCGCUCCCCGCCCUCUUCUCGGCCCAGGGCGCCGGCCGACCCUUUCCUCCGCCGCCCCCCGGCCGCGGGGAGGACAUGGCCGCGCACAGGCCGGUGGAAUGGGUCCAGGCCGUGGUCUGCCGCUUCGACGAGCAGCUUCCAAUAAAAACAGGACAGCAGAACACACACACCAAAGUCAGUACUGAACACAACAAGGAAUGUCUAAUCAAUAUUUCCAAAUACAAGUUUUCUUUGGUUAUAAGUGGCCUCACUACUAUCCUAAAGAAUGUUAACAAUAUGAGAAUAUUUGGAGAAGCUGCUGAAAAAAAUUUAUAUCUCUCUCAGUUGAUUAUAUUGGAUACACUGGAAAAAUGUCUUGCUGGGCAACCAAAGGACACAAUGAGAUUAGAUGAAACAAUGCUGGUCAAACAGUUGCUGCCAGAAAUCUGCCAUUUUCUUCACACCUGUCGUGAAGGAAACCAACAUGCAGCUGAACUUCGGAAUUCUGCCUCUGGGGUUUUAUUUUCCCUCAGUUGCAACAACUUUAAUGCAGUCUUUAGUCGAAUUUCUACCAGGUUACAGGAAUUGACUGUUUGUUCAGAAGACAAUGUUGAUGUUCAUGAUAUAGAAUUGUUACAAUAUAUCAAUGUGGAUUGUGCAAAAUUAAAACGGCUCCUGAAGGAAACAGCAUUUAAAUUUAAAGCCCUAAAGAAGAUUGCACAGUUAGCAGUUAUAAAUAGCCUAGAAAAGGCAUUUUGGAACUGGGUAGAAAAUUAUCCAGAUGAAUUUACAAAGCUAUACCAGAUUCCACAGACUGAUAUGGCUGAGUGUGCAGAAAAACUAUUUGACUUGGUGGAUGGUUUUGCUGAAAGCACCAAACGUAAAGCGGCAGUUUGGCCACUACAAAUCAUUCUCCUUGUCUUGUGUCCAGAAAUAAUCCAGGAUAUAUCCAAGGAUGUGGUUGAUGAAAACAACAUGAAUAAGAAGUUGUUUCUGGACAGUCUGCGAAAAGCACUUGCUGGCCAUGGAGGAAGUAGGCAGCUGACAGAAAGUGCUGCAAUUGCCUGUGUCAAACUGUGUAAAGCAAGUACUUACAUCAAUUGGGAAGAUAACUCUGUCAUUUUCCUACUAGUUCAGUCCAUGGUGGUUGAUCUUAAGAACCUACUUUUUAAUCCAAGUAAACCAUUCUCAAGAGGUAGUCAGCCUGCAGAUGUGGAUCUAAUGAUUGACUGCCUUGUUUCUUGCUUUCGUAUAAGCCCUCACAACAACCAACAUUUUAAGAUCUGCCUGGCUCAGAAUUCACCUUCUACAUUUCACUAUGUGCUGGUAAAUUCACUCCAUCGAAUCAUCACCAAUUCUGCAUUGGAUUGGUGGCCUAAGAUUGAUGCCGUAUAUUGUCACUCCGUUGAACUUCGAAAUAUGUUUGGUGAAACACUGCAUAAAGCAGUGCAAGGCUGCGGAGCGCACCCAGCAAUACGAAUGGCACCGAGUCUUACAUUUAAAGAAAAAGUAACAAGCCUUAAAUUUAAAGAAAAACCUACAGAUUUGGAGACAAGAAGCUAUAAGUAUCUUCUUUUGUCCAUGGUGAAACUAAUUCAUGCAGAUCCAAAGCUCUUGCUUUGUAAUCCAAGAAAACAGGGACCUGAAACCCAAGGCAGUACAGCGGAAUUAAUUACAGGGCUGGUCCAACUAGUCCCUCAGUCACACAUGCCAGAGAUUGCUCAGGAAGCCAUGGAGGCUCUGCUGGUUCUUCAUCAGUUAGAUAGCAUUGAUUUGUGGAAUCCUGAUGCUCCUGUAGAAACAUUUUGGGAGAUUAGCUCACAAAUGCUUUUUUACAUCUGUAAGAAAUUAACUAGCCAUCAAAUGCUUAGUAGCACAGAAAUUCUCAAGUGGUUGCGAGAAAUUUUGAUCUGCAGGAAUAAAUUUCUUCUUAAAAAUAAGCAGGCAGAUAGAAGUUCCUGUCACUUUCUCUUCCCUUAUGGAGUAGGAUGUGAUGUUCCUUCUAGUGGAAAUACCAGUCAAAUGUCCAUGGAUCAUGAAGAGUUACUACGUACCUGUACUCCUGGAGCCUCUGUCCGGAAAGGAAAAGGAAACUCCUCCAUGGAUAGUGCAGCAGGAUGCAGCGGAACCCCACCAAUAUGCCGACAAGCCCAGACCAAACUAGAAGUGGCGCUGUACAUGUUUCUGUGGAGCCCUGACACUGAAGCUGUUUUGGUUGCCAUGUCCUGUUUCCGCCACCUCUGUGAGGAAGCGGAUAUCCGGUGUGGGGUGGAUGAAGUGUCGGUGCACAACUUCUUGCCCAACUAUAACACAUUCAUGGAGUUUGCCUCUGUCAGCAAUAUGAUGUCAACAGGGAGAGCAGCACUUCAGAAAAGAGUGAUGGCACUGCUAAGGCGCAUUGAGCAUCCCACUGCAGGAAACACUGAGGCUUGGGAAGAUACACAUGCAAAGUGGGAACAAGCUACAAAACUAAUCCUUAACUAUCCAAAAGCCAAAAUGGAAGAUGGUCAGGCUGCUGAAAGCCUUCACAAGACCAUUGUUAAGAGGCGAAUGUCCCACGUGAGCGGAGGAGGAUCCAUAGAUUUGUCUGACACAGAUUCCCUUCAGGAAUGGAUCAACAUGACUGGCUUCCUUUGUGCCCUUGGGGGAGUGUGCCUGCAGCAGAGAAGCAAUUCUGGCCUGGCAACCUAUAGCCCACCCAUGGGCCCAGUCAGUGAACGUAAGGGCUCCAUGAUUUCAGUGAUGUCCUCAGAGGGAAAUGCAGAUACACCUGUCAGCAAAUUUAUGGAUCGGCUGUUGUCCUUAAUGGUGUGUAACCAUGAGAAAGUAGGACUUCAAAUACGGACCAACGUUAAGGAUCUAGUGGGUCUAGAAUUGAGUCCUGCUCUUUAUCCAAUGCUAUUUAACAAGUUGAAGAAUACCAUCAGCAAGUUUUUUGACUCCCAAGGACAGGUUUUAUUGACUGAUACCAAUACUCAAUUUGUAGAGCAAACCAUAGCUAUAAUGAAGAACUUACUAGAUAAUCAUACUGAAGGCAGCUCUGAACAUCUGGGGCAAGCUAGCAUUGAAACAAUGAUGUUAAAUCUGGUCAGAUAUGUUCGUGUGCUUGGGAAUAUGGUCCACGCAAUUCAAAUAAAAACCAAACUAUGUCAGUUGGUUGAAGUAAUGAUGGCAAGGAGAGAUGACCUCUCAUUUUGUCAAGAGAUGAAAUUUAGAAAUAAGAUGGUAGAAUACUUGACAGACUGGGUCAUGGGAACAUCAAACCAAGCAGCAGAUGAUGAUGUAAAAUGUCUUACAAGAGAUUUGGACCAGGCAAGCAUGGAAGCAGUAGUUUCACUCCUAGCUGGUCUCCCACUGCAGCCUGAGGAAGGAGAUGGUGUGGAAUUGAUGGAAGCCAAAUCACAGUUAUUUCUUAAAUACUUCACGUUGUUUAUGAACCUUUUGAAUGACUGCAGUGAAGUUGAAGAUGAAAAUGCACAAACAGGUGGCAGGAAACGUGGCAUGUCUCGGAGGCUGGCAUCACUGAGGCACUGUACAGUACUUGCAAUGUCCAACUUACUCAAUGCUAAUGUGGACAGUGGCCUUAUGCACUCCAUAGGUUUAGGUUAUCACAAGGAUCUCCAGACAAGAGCUACAUUUAUGGAAGUUCUGACAAAAAUCCUUCAACAAGGCACAGAAUUUGACACACUUGCAGAAACAGUAUUGGCAGAUCGGUUUGAGAGACUGGUGGAAUUGGUCACAAUGAUGGGUGAUCAGGGAGAGCUGCCUAUAGCUAUGGCUCUGGCCAAUGUGGUCCCUUGUUCUCAGUGGGAUGAACUAGCUCGAGUUCUGGUUACUCUAUUUGAUUCUCGGCAUUUACUCUACCAACUGCUCUGGAACAUGUUUUCUAAGGAAGUAGAAUUGGCAGACUCCAUGCAGACUCUUUUCCGAGGCAACAGCUUGGCCAGUAAAAUAAUGACAUUCUGUUUCAAGGUAUAUGGUGCUACCUACCUACAAAAACUCCUGGAUCCUUUAUUACGAAUUGUUAUCACGUCUUCUGAUUGGCAACAUGUAAGCUUUGAAGUGGAUCCUACCAGGUUAGAACCAUCAGAGAGCCUUGAGGAAAACCAGCGGAACCUUCUUCAGAUGACUGAAAAGUUCUUCCAUGCCAUCAUCAGUUCCUCCUUAGAAUUCCCCCCUCAGCUUCGAAGUGUGUGCCAUUGUUUAUACCAGGCAACUUGCCACUCCCUACUGAAUAAAGCUACAGUAAAAGAAAAAAAGGAAAACAAAAAAUCAGUGGUUAGCCAGCGUUUCCCACAGAACAGCAUCGGUGCAGUAGGAAGUGCCAUGUUCCUCAGAUUUAUCAAUCCUGCCAUUGUCUCACCGUAUGAAGCAGGGAUUUUAGAUAAAAAGCCACCACCUAGAAUCGAAAGGGGCUUGAAGUUAAUGUCAAAGAUACUUCAGAGUAUUGCCAAUCAUGUUCUUUUUACAAAAGAAGAGCACAUGCGGCCUUUUAAUGAUUUCGUGAAAAGCAACUUUGAUGCAGCACGAAGGUUUUUCCUUGAUAUAGCAUCUGAUUGUCCUACAAGUGAUGCCGUAAAUCAUAGUCUUUCCUUCAUUAGUGAUGGCAAUGUGCUUGCUUUACAUCGUCUACUCUGGAACAAUCAAGAGAAAAUUGGCCAGUAUCUUUCCAGCAACAGGGAUCAUAAAGCUGUUGGAAGACGACCGUUUGAUAAGAUGGCAACGCUUCUUGCAUACCUGGGGCCUCCAGAGCACAAACCUGUGGCAGAUACACACUGGUCCAGCCUUAAUCUUACCAGUUCGAAGUUUGAGGAAUUUAUGACUAGGCAUCAGGUGCAUGAAAAAGAAGAGUUCAAGGCUUUGAAAACGCUAAGUAUUUUCUACCAAGCUGGGACUUCCAAAGCUGGGAAUCCUAUUUUUUAUUAUGUUGCACGGAGGUUCAAAACUGGGCAAAUCAAUGGUGACUUGCUGAUAUAUCAUGUCUUGCUGACCUUAAAGCCAUAUUAUGCAAAGCCAUAUGAAAUUGUAGUGGACCUUACCCAUACUGGGCCUAGUAAUCGCUUUAAAACAGACUUUCUCUCCAAGUGGUUUGUUGUUUUUCCUGGCUUUGCUUAUGACAAUGUCUCUGCAGUCUAUAUCUAUAACUGUAACUCCUGGGUCAGGGAGUACACCAAAUAUCAUGAGCGGCUGCUGACUGGCCUCAAAGGUAGCAAAAGGCUCGUUUUCAUAGACUGUCCUGGGAAACUGGCUGAGCACAUAGAACAUGAACAACAGAAACUACCAGCUGCCACCUUGGCUUUAGAAGAGGACCUGAAGGUAUUCCACAAUGCUCUCAAGCUAGCUCACAAAGACACCAAAGUUUCUAUUAAAGUUGGUUCUACUGCUGUUCAAGUAACCUCAGCAGAGCGAACAAAAGUCCUGGGGCAGUCAGUCUUUCUAAAUGAUAUCUAUUAUGCCUCGGAAAUUGAAGAGAUCUGCCUAGUGGAUGAGAACCAGUUCACUUUAACCAUUGCAAACCAGGGCACACCGCUCACCUUCAUGCACCAGGAGUGCGAAGCCAUCGUCCAGUCUAUCAUUCACAUCCGGACCCGCUGGGAGCUGUCACAGCCUGAUUCCAUCCCCCAGCACACCAAGAUUCGGCCAAAAGAUGUCCCUGGGACGCUGCUUAAUAUUGCAUUACUUAAUUUAGGCAGUUCAGAUCCUAGUUUACGGUCAGCUGCCUAUAAUCUUCUGUGUGCCUUAACUUGUACCUUUAAUUUAAAAAUCGAGGGCCAGUUACUAGAGACAUCAGGUUUAUGUAUCCCUGCCAACAACACCCUCUUUAUUGUCUCUAUUAGUAAGACACUGGCAGCCAAUGAGCCACACCUCACGUUAGAAUUUUUGGAAGAGUGUAUUUCUGGAUUUAGCAAAUCUAGUAUUGAAUUGAAACAUCUUUGUUUGGAGUAUAUGACUCCAUGGCUGUCAAAUCUAGUCCGUUUUUGUAAGCAUAAUGAUGAUGCCAAACGACAAAGAGUUACUGCUAUUCUUGAUAAGCUGAUAACAAUGACCAUAAAUGAAAAACAGAUGUACCCUUCUAUUCAAGCAAAAAUAUGGGGAAGCCUUGGGCAGAUUACAGAUCUGCUUGAUGUUGUACUAGACAGUUUCAUCAAAACUAGUGCAACGGGUGGCUUGGGAUCAAUAAAAGCUGAAGUGAUGGCAGAUACUGCUGUAGCUUUGGCUUCUGGAAAUGUGAAAUUGGUUUCAAGCAAGGUUAUUGGAAGGAUGUGCAAAAUAAUUGACAAGACAUGCUUAUCUCCAACUCCUACUUUAGAACAGCAUCUUAUGUGGGAUGAUAUUGCUAUUUUAGCACGCUACAUGCUGAUGCUGUCCUUCAACAAUUCCCUUGAUGUGGCAGCUCAUCUCCCCUACCUGUUCCACGUUGUUACUUUCUUAGUAGCCACAGGUCCGCUCUCCCUUAGAGCUUCCACACAUGGAUUGGUCAUUAAUAUCAUUCACUCUCUGUGUACUUGUUCACAGCUUCAUUUUAGUGAAGAGACCAAGCAAGUUUUGAGACUCAGUCUAACAGAGUUCUCAUUACCCAAAUUUUACUUGCUGUUUGGCAUUAGCAAAGUCAAGUCAGCUGCUGUCAUUGCCUUCCGUUCCAGUUACCGGGACAGGUCAUUCUCUCCUGGCUCCUAUGAGAGGGAGACUUUUGCUUUGACAUCCUUGGAAACAGUCACAGAAGCUUUGUUGGAGAUCAUGGAGGCAUGUAUGAGAGAUAUUCCAACGUGCAAAUGGCUGGACCAGUGGACAGAAUUAGCUCAAAGAUUUGCCUUCCAAUAUAAUCCAUCCCUGCAACCAAGAGCUCUUGUUGUCUUUGGCUGUAUUAGCAAACGAGUGUCUCAUGGGCAGAUAAAGCAGAUUAUCCGUAUUCUUAGCAAGGCACUUGAAAGUUGCUUAAAAGGACCUGAUACUUACAACAGUCAAGUUCUGAUAGAAGCUACAGUAAUAGCACUAACCAAAUUACAGCCACUUCUUAAUAAGGACUCCCCUCUGCACAAAGCCCUCUUUUGGGUAGCCGUGGCCGUGCUGCAGCUCGACGAGGUCAACUUGUAUUCAGCAGGUACCGCACUUCUUGAACAAAACCUACACACCUUAGAUAGUCUCCGGAUAUUCAAUGACAAGAGUCCAGAGGAAGUAUUUAUGGCAAUCCGGAAUCCUCUGGAAUGGCACUGCAAGCAGAUGGAUCAUUUUGUUGGACUCAAUUUCAACUCUAACUUUAACUUCGCACUGGUUGGACAUCUCUUAAAAGGGUACAGGCAUCCUUCACCUGCCAUUGUUGCAAGAACAGUCAGAAUUUUGCAUACACUACUAACUCUGGUUAACAAACAUAGAAAUUGUGACAAAUUUGAAGUGAAUACACAGAGCGUGGCUUACUUAGCAGCUUUACUCACAGUGUCUGAAGAGGUUCGAAGUCGCUGCAGCCUAAAACAUAGAAAGUCACUACUUCUUACUGAUAUUUCAAUGGAAAAUGUUCCUAUGGAUACAUAUCCCAUCCAUCAUGGCGACUCCACCUAUAGGACACUAAAGGAGAAUCAGCCAUGGUCUUCUCCCAAAGGUUCUGAAGGGUACCUUGCAGCCACCUAUCCAACUGUGGGUCAGACCAGUCCCCGAGCCAGGAAAUCCAUGAGCUUGGAUAUGGGGCAGCCUUCUCAGGCCAACACUAAGAAGCUGCUUGGAACAAGGAAAAGUUUUGAUCACUUGAUAUCAGACACAAAGGCUCCUAAAAGGCAAGAAAUGGAAUCAGGGAUCACAACACCCCCCAAAAUGAGGAGAGUAGCAGAAACUGAUUAUGAAAUGGAAACUCAGAGGAUUUCCUCAUCACAACAGCACCCACACUUACGUAAAGUUUCAGUUUCUGAAUCAAAUGUUCUCUUGGAUGAAGAAGUACUUACUGAUCCGAAGAUCCAAGCGCUGCUUCUUACUGUUCUAGCUACACUGGUAAAAUAUACCACAGAUGAGUUUGAUCAACGAAUUCUUUAUGAAUACUUAGCGGAGGCCAGUGUUGUGUUUCCCAAGGUUUUUCCUGUUGUGCACAAUUUGUUGGACUCUAAGAUCAACACCCUGUUGUCACUGUGCCAAGAUCCAAAUUUGUUAAAUCCGAUCCAUGGAAUUGUGCAGAGUGUGGUAUACCAUGAAGAGUCCCCACCACAAUACCAAACAUCUUACCUGCAAAGUUUUGGUUUUAAUGGCUUAUGGAGGUUUGCAGGACCCUUUUCAAAGCAAACACAAAUCCCAGACUAUGCUGAGCUUAUUGUUAAGUUUCUUGAUGCCUUGAUUGACACGUACUUGCCUGGAAUUGAUGAAGAAACCAGUGAGGAGUCCCUCCUGACACCCACAUCUCCUUACCCUCCUGCACUGCAGAGCCAGCUUAGUAUCACUGCCAACCUUAACCUCUCUAAUUCCAUGACCUCACUUGCAACUUCCCAGCAUUCCCCAGGAAUCGACAAGGAGAACGUUGAACUCUCCCCUACCACUGGCCACUGUAACAGUGGACGAACUCGCCACGGAUCCGCAAGCCAAGUGCAGAAGCAAAGAAGCGCUGGCAGUUUCAAACGUAAUAGCAUUAAGAAGAUCGUGUGAAGCUUGCUUUCUUUCUUUUUUUAAACCAACUUAACAUGGGCUCUUCACUAGUGACUCCUUCCCUAGCCUUGCCCCAUCCCUCCAUGUCGUGAUGCUGCACUUCCUGUUUUAUAACGAACCCGUCCGGUCUGCCAUGUUGCCAGAUGAUCAACUC
Propithecus coquereli (Coquerel's sifaka) is the source of this 9067-nucleotide messenger RNA. It is a transcript of the gene NF1, whose product is annotated as neurofibromin 1. The record is from RefSeq and is a predicted model, not a curated record. The coding region runs from base 388 to 8913 and encodes 2841 amino acids. Gene Ontology annotation, biological process: regulation of GTPase activity. NCBI's taxonomy places the organism in Eukaryota, Metazoa, Chordata, Mammalia, Primates, Indriidae. The transcript is spliced from 58 exons.